Messenger RNA from Knipowitschia caucasica, 4299 nucleotides. The record is from the annotation of a GenBank genome assembly. Lineage: Eukaryota; Metazoa; Chordata; Actinopteri; Gobiiformes; Gobiidae.
AUGCUAACUACGACGCCCCAGUUCAACCCAUAUUGUCGUGUGUGUGUCUUUGUGGUGAGCUCCCCGGUGCUUGCGGUGUGCCCUUCACUUGUGCGUAUACGUGCCUCUCUCUUCUCUCUGUUGCUGGUGCUGUCUGCUGGAUGGUCGCGUCUUCCCGUGGGACAGCCUCUGCUUGUGUGUUUGAGGCAGCACAAAGCAGCAGCACUUCUGAGCUCUGCUGAUAAAACCGUGCAGAAUCAGGGCAGAGGCGCAGGGUAUGAGACGUCACCGUGGACCGGCUCUGGCUCCAGUCCACGUCCCUGUUCUGGUGCUAGCCCCAGGUGUGAUGCCUGUAAACUUGUUGGUCCCAAAGCUGGUAACCGGUUUCACCUACAGAUGGUGAAAGGUGUCCCGGAGUCCGGCCUAUCCAACUUAUUGUUGACAGUGUUGAAGCGCUCUGGCUGGAGAGAGGGGACCGUGGUGCUUUGUCGUGGAUGGGAGGAGGCCCGGGGCCUCCUGGAGCUGCUCAAUGAUCGGACUGAUGUGUCAUGGGGAGGUGGUAACAGCUGGCACCUGCGUGCACUGCUCAACCUCACCCAGUCAGCUCACGAUGACACUCAGAUCCAUGACUUCCUGUCCCGUCACUUCAGACACACUCAAGCCGCCCCUUCCUCUGUGCUGCUGUUUGGGGCGGACCCCCAGUGUGCUGCUGCAGUGCUCCACAGUGCUCAGGACCUGGGCCUCACACUUCCCAUGGUGCACUGGGUCCUGGGACAGCCACUCAGCCCGGAUGCCCUCCAGGCCAUCGGACUUCCCCUGGGGCUGCUGGCUUAUGGCGAGGUGGAGCAGAAGCCUCUGGACUUCUACAUCCGAGACGCUCUGCAGCUGGUGUCCCGGGCCAUCACCACAGCCAGCAUGAUACGGCCCGACCUGGCUCUGAUCCAGAACAUAGUGGACUGUUAUGAGAAGCCCAACAGAGAAGAAGUACAGUCCUCAGGGCAGUACUUGUCCAGCUUCCUGCUGAACACCUCCUUCCUCGGCCUGACUGGACCAGUGGAAGUUGACCAGAACAGCUCUCUGGUGCUCACUUCUCAGCGCUUCCACAUCUGGAGCCUCCGGCGAGACGCCUUGGGUCAGCCCACCUGGGUGACUGUGGGCAGUUGGGACGGGGGGCACCUGCAGGUGGAGGACCAAGGCGUGUGGCAGGGGCCGAAGCCUCGCUACAGGGGUGACGGAGCAGGCAGGAGCAAGGGCCGCUGGAGGCCGGGUAUGCCUGCGGCAGGGAGCAGGGUGCGAGUGGUGACUCUAGUGGAGCAUCCUUUUGUGUUCACGCGGGACGUGGACGAGGACAGCAGCUGUCCAGCGGGACAAUUCUGCUUAGACGCUGGGACAAAUAAUUCAGAGACUUUGGAGCGUUAUUUUCGUGAAGUUGGCCGUGGGAAUGCCAGUGUCCUGCCCAAAGAGGCUGCUAAGUGCUGUUAUGGAUACUGCAUAGACCUACUGGAAAAGCUCUCAGAGGAUCUCGGCUUUGAGUUUGACUUGUAUAUUGUGGGUGAUGGGAAGUAUGGGGCGUGGAAGGGAGGUCGCUGGACAGGCCUGGUGGGAGACCUUCUCAAUGGUUUGACGGACAUGGCAGUCACGUCCUUCAGUAUCAACUCUGCUCGCAGUCAGGUGAUUGACUUCACAUCCCCAUUCUUCUCCACGAGUCUGGGUAUCUUGGUGCGCAGUAAAGAUACAGCAGCACCCAUAGGUGCCUUCAUGUGGCCUCUGCACUGGUCCAUGUGGGUGGGCAUCUUUGUGGCUCUCCACAUCACUGCUUUGUUCCUCACUCUGUAUGAGUGGAAGAGCCCGUUUGGGAUGACACCGCAUGGACGAAACCGCAUGAGGGUGUUUUCUUAUUCUUCUGCACUAAACUUGUGCUAUGCUAUCUUGUUUGGGAGGACGGUCUCUUCAAAAACGCCUAAGUGUUGGACAGGACGCUUCCUCAUGAACUUGUGGGCGAUCUUCUGUCUACUGGUGCUGUCCAGCUACACGGCUAACCUGGCUGCAGUUAUGGUCGGAGAAAAGACCUUUGAAGAGGUCACAGGAAUACACGACGCUAAGCUGCACCAUCCGUCCCGGGGUUUUCGUUUUGGCACGGUGAGAGAGAGCAGCGCCGAAGAUUACAUGAAGAAGAGUUUUCCGGAGAUGCACGAGUACAUGAGGCGUUUCAAUGAGCCCACCACACCUGAAGGGGUCGCCACUCUGAAGACAGAUCCCCCUGAGCUGGAUGCUUUCAUCAUGGACAAAGCCCUCCUGGACUAUGAAGUGUCCAUCGAUGCUGACUGUAAGCUGGCCACUGUGGGGAAGCCGUUUGCCAUAGAAGGAUAUGGUAUAGGCCUCCCUCAGAACUCUCCCCUUACCUCCAACCUGUCAGAGUUCAUCAGCAGAUACAAGUCCGAUGGCUACAUGGACCUGCUUCACGACAAGUGGUACAAGAUGGUUCCCUGCGGCAACCGUGGCUUUGUGGUGACUGAGACUCUUCAGAUGGGCAUCAGUCACUUCUCGGGUCUGUUUGUGCUGCUGUGUGUCGGCGUGGCGGGGGCCUUGCUAACUCUGGCCGGUGAGCAUGGAUUCUUUACAUUCAUCCUGCCGCACAUCCGCAGACGACAGAACCUCAAAUACUGGCUGCACACCUCUCAGAAAAUCCACAGAGCUUUGAAUAUGACCUAUGAGGAUGUGAAGAAGCAGCGUGCAGAACGAGAGAAAAGCUGUAACCUGGACAAGUCCCAAGCCCCUACAGGACCAGCACCACCAACAGCAGGAGCUGCAGCCAAGUGGAACAAUGAGACUCCAAAGGAAGAGGCUACUGCCCCACCCAUGGAUGCCAGAGACUUUAAACGUGUCCACUUCCAUCUCGAGACCCUGAACACUCGCCGCUUGUUGGCUCGUCUUGCCGCCUCUGAUGCCAAAGCAGCGGUGGGCAAAGGUGACGGACCCCCGCGGCCUGAGCCUGAAAAACCCUUGCCUACAUUUGGCAGGGUGUGUGAGAACGGAGGACCAUCUUUGGCCAGCUUGGUCCUAGCAUUACCCAAAACAUGUGCCACCACUUCAUCCACCUGCUCCGCUUCUAUACGUACAAAUGUAUCUACACCCCGGGCCGUCACUCCUGUCUCCACUACUGCCCCUCCAACAACCACAGCUACCACACCCCCCGCUGUCGUGGCCCCGCCCCGGCCUGGCGAACUAGAAGAGCUGCAGGUUCUCAACGUAAGGAACUUCGACCUCAUGGCUCACAGACAAAGACAAAGAUACCUCAAGGUGUGUCAACCAAGCCAUGCAGAUGAAGACAGCAAUGACGACGGCUCUGAAAAGCUUGGCUUUGAUGAGAAUCAGAUGGAAGAUGACAAUUCCAGAACCAACUUGAUAGUGAAUUAUUUGCCCCAGAGCAUGUCCCAGGAGGAGCUGUUCAGCCUCUUCAGCAGUGUGGGCGAGGUGCAGACGGCCAAGCUCAUCCGGGACAAAGUUGCAGGCAACAGUUUAGGUUACGGCUUUGUUAACUUUGUUAACACUAGUGAUGCAGAGAGGGCUAUCAGUACCCUCAAUGGCCUGAGGCUACAGUCUAAAACUAUCAAGGUUUCUUAUGCACGACCAAGUUCUGAUCUGAUCAAAGAUGCAAACCUGUACAUUAGUGGACUGCCCCGGACCAUGAGUCAGCAGGACCUGGAGGACCUGUUCUCACGAUUUGGCCACAUCAUUAACUCCAGAGUAUUGGUGAAUCAAGCAUCUGGUCAUUCUCGUGGGGUUGCCUUUAUUCGUUUUGACAAAAGGUCUGAGGCAGAAGAUGCAAUUGAAAGCCUCAACGGCCAAACUCCACCUGGCACCUCUGAGCCAAUCACAGUCAAGUUUGCUGCUGCCCCAAAUCAAACCAAGACCCAGAUGGGUUCCCAGUCCUACCAGGCACGCCGCUUUGGAGGACCUGUCCAUCACCAAUCCCAGCGCUUCAGGUACUCUCCCAUUAACGUCAGUCAUGGAGGCGGAGGAGGAGGUGGAGGAGGCGGCGGCGGUGGAGCAGAAGGCUCGAAUGGUUGGUGCAUCUUCAUCUACAACUUGACUCAAGAUGCCGACGAGUCCAUGCUGUGGCAGAUGUUUGGUCCGUUUGGAGCCGUAGCCAACGUGAAGGUCAUCCGCGACUUCCAAACAAACAAGUGCAAAGGCUUUGGCUUCGUCACUAUGAGCAACUAUGAAGACGCCGCUAUGGCCAUCCACAACCUGAACGGGUACCGGCUGGGAGACAAGGUCCUACAGGUGUCCUUCAAAACCAGUAAGCAGGGAUACUAG